Messenger RNA from Durio zibethinus, 1770 nucleotides. The record is from RefSeq and is a predicted model, not a curated record. NCBI's taxonomy places the organism in Eukaryota, Viridiplantae, Streptophyta, Magnoliopsida, Malvales, Malvaceae.
GUUACCUAAAAAUAGAACCCUAUAUUUUAUACUAUGCACCCUUAUUAUUGCUUCAACAAAUAAUGCAAAGCUUGGUUAUGGUUAUCCAAAAAAGAAAAAGAAAAUACAUAGAAUGAUAGAAAUUUCCUUACAAUCUUAAUAAAUGCCUUGUAAUUUGGAUUAUUUGAAUGUUGUAGCUACCUUCACUAUACUUACAGUACUUUAACAAUUCAAUUAUGUAUUUAGUACUGCUUCUGCCAUCAUCAGAAUUGGAAUUAGUAUUCUUUGAACUUUGUCAUCUUCCAUUACUGAUUGCUUCACAUGUGGAACAUCAUUACAGAAACCAAAAUACUUGCACCAAAUAGGACCCUUAUUUGACUGCUUAUCCGUUUGAUGAUUAGCAUUUCUUCUGUCAUUGAACCUAAAAGGCCACAAGGUAAAAAAAUCCAAAAAGAACUUAAAAGUUGACAACACCAAGCCGCAUUCCAAGCUAAUAGAGCCGGCCCUCAACAGAGCCCAUUCUGUAGCUCACUGAUCUAAUUGUCGUGCCUAACAGAACACUGUCAAGCCUGCUCUCUCUCUCCUGCUCAUAUAACCUUCGGAACAUGUUGCACUGUCCAACAGAUUCUCUUCCUAUCCUUAUUCUCUCUCCCCAUAAAACUCCCCUUCACUCUCCCACACAGCAAGCAAAUCCGAAACUACCCACCAGAAAAAAAUAAAAAGACAAACUUUCUAAGCCAACGCAACAAUAACAAAAAUAGAGACUUGAAGCUGUAACUUAAGCCACUUUCUUUUGUCUGAAAAUGAGAUCAGAUUCCGGAGAUCAAAACAGACGUUUAACCAAGGCCCUUAACCCAGGAGCUCCCCCACCAGAACAAGAACAGCUACCUUGUCCACGCUGUGACUCCACCAACACUAAGUUUUGCUACUACAACAACUAUAACUUUUCUCAGCCUCGCCAUUUCUGUAAGUCCUGUCGCCGUUACUGGACUCAUGGUGGCACUCUCAGGGACAUCCCUGUUGGCGGUGGCACCAGGAAAAAUGCUAAGCGUUCACGCACCACCACCAGCACCCAUGGCACCUCCAUUUCUGCUACCAAUUCUGCCACCACCACCACAAGUCAUACUCAUAAUAGCUUCCCAUUACCUGCCACCCCGGUUUUGUUGCCAAUCUCAGCCAAUCAGGGAACUUUUGGUAUUGGUGGGGAUUCGAAGGGCAAUGGGGGUGGAAGCAUUUGUGGAAGUUUUACUUCAUUGUUGAAUACUCAAGGGCCUGGUUUUCGAGCUCUUGGUGGAUUUGGGGUCGGUAUUGCUCCAGCACUUGAAGAUGUUGGGUUUGGGCUUGGGAGAGGAAUGUGGGCUUUUUCAGGAAUGGCAGAUGGAGCUGCUGCUGUUGGUGGUAAUGGUGGGGCUGCUACAGGAAUGGGAAACACAUGGCAGUUUGAAGGUGGAGAAACUGGGUUUGUUGGCGGGGAUUGCUUUUCUUGGCCUGAUCUUGCUAUUUCAACCCCAGGAAAUGGGCUCAAGUGAAUCUGCUCUUUUGAGCUCAUUGUCUUUUUCAUGUUGUUUUUUUUUUCUUAAAUGGAAACUUUUUUUUUUAGUACAAGGUGAAUUAGUGAGUGGGUGAGAUUAAACUAUUAGCUAUAUUAAGGUAGAGAUAGGACUAUGACCUUUUGUUUUUGUUCUUUUGGUGACUCAAUGCCAUGUGAUUUGGUUUGUUUUGUCUACCAUUUUUGUGUAGGGACGUGGCUCAAAAUGAUGAGUGUGUAGUUUUUGGUGUUGAUAUGCUAAA